GUUUUGGAAAUUUCCCCAACUUCCCUGUUGUCAUCUCUUCACGUCCUCCCAUGUCCUCGACUUCAAACAGUUCGGUGUGAACAUGCAUUUGCAUAUAUUUCCCUUUACUUGUCCUGCGCCCAGCAGUAAACACAUCACCCCACCGCCAGCACGUUUCGAGGUCCGCGCUAAUCACCAUCUGCAAACUACCGACAAGAGCUAUGGCUUCAGAUAGCAGAGCCGACACUGUCAUCAACGACAACCCCGCUCUUCAGUCCUAUUACAACUCCCUCGAGUCUCGGAUUGGAUACCGGCUGGUUCUCGGCGGCACCCGCCACUUCGGAUACUAUGAGAGAGGGUCAGACUGGCCAUGGCCUGUCGGCCGGGCUCUGCGACGAAUGGAGGGCAAGUUGUUCGACGCCCUUGCCUUGCCUGAAGGCUCGCAGGUCCUCGAUGCCGGCUGUGGAGUAGCUGCCGUGGCCAUAAACAUGGCCCGGAGAGGUCUCAGGAUAACAGGCAUCGACGUCAUCGACCACCACAUUGUGAAAGCGAAGCGGCGCAUCGCAAAGUCGCGCCUUCCUGAUGGCCAAGUCACUGUGCAAAAGAUGGACUACCACCACCUCGAGACCCUUCAGUCAGAAUCGUUCGACGGCGUAUACACCAUGGAGACAUUUGUGCAUGCUACAGACCCCGAAGCUGUAUUGGAGGGCUUCUUCCGCGUUCUCCGUCCGGGAGGCCGUAUCGCUCUCUUCGAGUACGACCACUCCUUCGAGUCCGAAGAGCAACUAGGCGACCUGGCCAUGUCGAUGAAGCAGGUUAACCAGCACGCCGCCAUGCCGACGAACGAGCGGUCUAAGCCAGGCUUCUUCCGAGAGGUCCUUGAAAGCGCCGGCUUUACAGACAUCGUCGUGCGUGACUACUCGGAGAAUAUCAAGCCCAUGCUUUGGUUAUUCUACAUCUUGGCUGCUGUGCCGUUCAUCCUGGUCCGGUUCUUCCGUCUGGAGAAAUACUUUAUCAACACGGUUGCGGGAGCCAGGGGUCUCGCCGGGCAAAAGUACUGGCGCUUCGUUUCAAUUUCUGCAACCAAACCUGGGGAUAAGGUUGAGGGGGCCAAGGUGAAGUGAUGGGCGUGGUUGGUGGCAGCCACGUGUUUUAAUUUAUUUGAGUUAUUUAAUUUGCGUUGAACCGGGUCCAAGCAAUACUCAGUAAAGAUACUCAAUUCGGCGAUACUCGCUGGCAGUUCAAUCUCGAUAACCUUACAAAAAUCUAAAUGUUGAUGUCCACCAUGG
Messenger RNA from Phialemonium atrogriseum, 1268 nucleotides. Its product is annotated as putative methyltransferase type 11 protein. Gene Ontology annotation, biological process: ergosterol biosynthetic process. The coding region runs from base 201 to 1103 and encodes 300 amino acids. Lineage: Eukaryota; Fungi; Ascomycota; Sordariomycetes; Cephalothecales; Cephalothecaceae. The record is from RefSeq and is a predicted model, not a curated record. Gene Ontology annotation, molecular function: sterol 24-C-methyltransferase activity. The transcript has a single exon. Gene Ontology annotation, cellular component: endoplasmic reticulum.